Molecule: messenger RNA, 2711 nt
Organism: Orbicella faveolata
Lineage: Eukaryota; Metazoa; Cnidaria; Anthozoa; Scleractinia; Merulinidae
Biological process (GO): microtubule-based movement
Cellular component (GO): cytoplasmic dynein complex; cytoplasm
Molecular function (GO): dynein intermediate chain binding
Source: RefSeq, a predicted model, not a curated record
GACUAAUUAUAUUGCAUGCGAGGGGUGUCUUAAUGUCAAUCAAACCAUCAACGCUCGGCAAUUUUAUAAAGCACGCAGACUGAGUUAAUAUAUAACCAUUUUAAUGAUAACACCAAAAGUAAACAUUGGGAGCUUAUCGAGAUACCGACACCGCUAUUUGAAGCCCGAAAAUCGUGCAGGUUUUCGCUUUGUCACUAAUAGCCUGUUUUAAUUGGUGGAAAAGCGUGCGUGAAAUAAGAUAAUGAACGGUAAACCAGGGUCAAGAAGCCCCGCGUCACGGCUGCGAGGGCUCGCCUUUAGCAGAUCCCUCGGAGGUGGACGAGUUUAUAGACCAAAACUGCGGAAAGCGCUUUCGGUAAAUAGCGAAAGUGAACUCUUCAAGGCGGUAGAUGGCGGUUCACGAGAAGCGCUGGACGAUUUGGUUAUGAGCAAAACCCCACCUUUGAAAAGAGAGACUUGCAGCAGUCCAGUGAAGGUGCUGUCCUUCAAGUUACGGGCCAGUUCUUGGAAGGAACGAGAUAGCAGAGGAAGCCCUUCAAGCAUCGAAGCGGAAACCGUAAAUAAACACGAUGGUGUUAAUUUUGAGGCUCAGAAAGGCUGCGAGUUGGACUGUAAGGAGUUCAGCUCCAAAAUCCAAGAUCUUAUCCAGCAGGUUCUAUCUUCACACCUCGACAAUAUGGAAUACAAUCACGAGAUAUGCGGAGCUAAGUGUAAAACGAUUAGUCAGAUGAUCGAAAAUGGUGUCAAAUCCUUGUUCAGCGCACGAUACAAGAUUAUCGCACUGGUUUACAUCGGGGCGAUACGUGACCGAGGCAUUGAAAUGGCCAGUCAGUGUCUCUGGAAUCCUAGCACAGAUAGUUUCGUUAUGGCAACAUUUGAUAACAAUUCCUUGUUUGCCACCGCGACUGUGUUCGCUACUUUAUUCAACGACGAAUGAACUUUUGCAUUUCCGCCACGGCGUUGAGACACACGAAGCAGUUGAGUUGGGGUGAACAGCAAAAAAAUGUGGUAAUGAUAUUUUUAAAAAUCGAAACAGCAGGAGGCAAAUGGAAAGUGUUAUCGCUAUUCAAGGUAAUAGGAAAAUAAUUAACUUUUCAAUUAAAGUAGAGGCUUAAGUAUUAAUUAAUCUUUCGAUUUGCUUGAAAAUAUUACGACUGCUUGACGCUGUGAUAUUCUUCAAUAUCCUUCAAUAUCUUCAAAGGACGAAAAGCGAUCGUUCAAAGAAUUAUAAUUUUGACGAAGUUUAAAAAUAACUGGCAGAAUUUGGAAUGACCUCAACUUAAUCUUCUUAUAAACAGCGGGCGCGCGCAGAGCGCAGAGCGCCUCUUGAAUUAUCUUCUGUCAGGAAAAAAAAUAAAGAAUUUACUGCCUGAUGUGCGAAGCGAGAGCUUAUUAACGCCAGUCUGUCAAAUUGCACUGUUUUGUUAGUAAGGAUUAUGCCAUUAAUACCUCGCUGAGGAAAGGCCACAACGACCUUUUAAGAAAUCUUUUCCCAGCUUGUCUCGCGAAGGGAAAACAGAAGAACAAAGAGUUACAAAACAAUAAAUCAUCCGUGUGGUAACGUAUUAUAACUUUGCUAAAAAUGCAAAAAUGCAAAUUUUGAAGGUUCACCUUGGCAUACAUUAAUCUCCGGUAUUUAUAACUAAACGGUUGUCCAAUUGUUCACCUAGGUCAAAGAUAAUGUGAUUAAUUUAUAAGGUUUGUCGGAGAAAGACGAGUAGAAGAGCGACUUUUGAAAAGAUACAAGCCUGUUAGAGUUUGUUUAUUCAGGUGUAAAAGCUACACGAACAAUAGAUCGAGGAAUGUUGAUUUGAUAUAGUGGUUGAUAACGAAGGUUUAAUUUAGCUUAGGAAUAAAGCAUCGCUUAAAAAAAGGCUAUUCCGAAAAUAACGCGUCUAGUUAAAAAUAAGCCUAAGCAACUUAACAUUAUUUUAUCCUUCCUCUUGUCUUCACCUUUGAUUCUAUAAAACCAACACUAAAACAUUAGUGUUUGCUUUCACACUUGGCUCAAGGGUUACAACUGAAGUACCUGAUCGAAGGCCCUUGAUUUAGAUCAAAAUUCCUCUUACAGUGUUCCAGUCAUUUCCUGUUAUCUAUCUCGGAAGAAUUUGGCAGAUCAUCAGGCUCUUCACUGUUGAUAAACCUCGGCAGGUUUUAAAAACUUAUGUAUGUUAGAACGAGUUGUAAGUAGCCAAGCGUUUAAACUUGGAGGACUUUACAAACUAUCAUUAACAUUGAUUAGGAAACUUGAAAAUCGACAUGAUUACAUAUGUUGAAUUUGCAGAGUAAAAGAAAAAAUAUAUAUAUCUUUACAUGCGUUCGUUUUAUCUUUUCUUUGCUAUAUGAUACUCUCAUCUGAGACUAUAAAAAAAUCCUAGGACGCCUUCAAAGACUUUUUUUUAACAUUAUUUAUCCAAGUGAUGAAAUAUGUUGUACAUCACUUUGAGUUGGUCCGGAAAACGUGUACCACAAUAGCCCAAUCUACCGACGGUUCCAUUCUUUCCGUUGACUUUUUGCCAACAAAAAAACACUAUUUUAGGGUUUCGGUCUGCAAAGUAAAACACAGUCCUUGGUUACAAAGGAAUGCUUUGACGCUGACUUUUAAUGACUGAUCCUUAAAUCAGAAUUCUCGAGGUCGUAACCUUUCGUGUUUUCAGUGUUAAUCAUAAAAAUUACAAUUUCCUCGAUUGUGAUUGGUUUAAAAAUUCCUG